AUGGUGUUAGACGAGUCUACGCAAAGAGUGCUAUCAGAGCUUCGAAGGUCGCGAGGUGUAGUGAAGGCGUCUCUCACGCGCGUGCGGAAGUUCGUGGAUAAUUUUAAUCCAUUGGAGCAAGCUCUAUCCCUGUUAGAGUUUCGUCAGGAGGAGCUUCCUCGUAUUUGUAAGAAAUUCGAAGAUAUACAAGCACAGUUAGAGCUUAUCGCCGAGGAUGCCGAGAAGGAGGAAGAAGAACGUGAUUGUUUUGAGACAGAAUACUUUGACCUUCGUUCAAGGAUCCAAGAAAUUAUAAAUGCAGCCAAGCCUCAGAGCUCGACGGCGCUAAAUUCUUCCUUCAGAACCACUGGAAGUAAUAAGCCAAAUUUAGCGCCCAUCGCAUUGCCGAGUUUUAAUGGUGAUAUAAAGCAUUGGGUAUCAUUUUAUGAUGUAUAUCGCGUUAUGGUGCACGAUGAGGAUAUGUACUCACCAGCGCAGAAAUUUAUGUAUUUGCGUUCAUGUUUGAAGGGACCAGCAUCGGAACUGGUGCAAUCAAUUCCUAUAAGCGAUAGCAAUUAUAAGGUUGUCAUAGAGCGAUUAAAACAAAGGUAUGAUAAUCGAAGUCUUGUGAUACAGGCCCACAUAAGGGAAUUAUUAAACAGUCCAAAGGUAGAAGCACCGUCAGCCAAAGCACUUCAAGCACUCCAUGCUCAUGUGUGUACCCACGUUGCUGCACUCCAGGCAUUACAUCAACCCGUCGAACAAUGGGAUGCUUGGCUGGUGACCAUUAUUGCUUCAUGUAUGGAUGGUGCGACUGCACAGGAUUGGGAAUUACGAAGAAUCAAUAAUGACUUACCAAAAUACGAAGACCUCGAAAGGUUUCUUUCAAUUCGUGUUAAUGCGUUUGAGAAUUCAGAGGCGUUUAUGAGGAAAUCAAUAAUUGUUCCCAGCAGUAAUGAUACUUCAAAAAAAUCUUUUAGCACAAAAAAAAGUUUGGGGGUAACGGAAGGAAGUGUUAGAUGUCCGCAAUGCUCGGGUAGUCAUCAAUUGUUUAGGUGUGACAAGUUCAAGGCUGCAACAGUGAGUAACAGAUUAACGUUGGUUAGAGAAUCACGUCUGUGUUUUAACUGCCUGGCACCCGCUCAUAGCGCGGAUGCGUGUAAAUCGACAUACAAGUGCUAUGUAUGUAACCAGAAGCAUCAUACAUUGUUACAUUUUGAAAGAAAUGUUUAUACUAAAAAUACUAGUCUACUAAGUGGCACGGUGGAUCAUGAGGAAGUAUUACCAACAGAGGAUUCUUCAGUGGGUUCAGGUGCUGCCUUAUUGGCUAGUUCUACUCGCCAUCAUGUGUUUCUUGCUACAGCACUUGUUCAAGUCGCUGAUCGGUAUGGAUGCAAUCGAGAAUGUCGAGCAGUAUUAGACAGCGGUUCUCAGGUAAAUUUUAUUUCAAGAAAGUUCUUCAAAAAAUUGCAACUAUCUAGUAGAAAGGCAGAAAUGCCUGUUCAUGGUAUUGGAGGUGGUCGAAUUCAAUCGUCAUCAGCUCUAGACAUUAAUGUGUUAUCAACUGUCAAGAAUUUUAGCUUGAGUUUAUCUUGUUAUGUAUUACCAGCCAUAGUGGAGAACUUAGCGGCUUGCCCCGUGGCGUUAGAUAGAAUGGAUCUCUCUAAAGAAUUGCGUGAUGACUUAGCGGAUCCAGAUUUUGCUAAGGCCGGCGCAAUAGACCUUUUAAUAGGGGCUGGAUUGUUUUACGAUAUAUUAGAAGCGAAGCGGAUCAGUGUUGGCAUGGAUACCAUUAAAUUACAAGACUCAAAAUUUGGCUGGAUCGUGACAGGUGGCGUAGGAGCUGCAUGCCUUUUAGGAGUUGGAUCAGUUGGUGAAAUGUUGGAGAAUGAAUGGAGGUCGCUAAGUAAAAAGGAAGAAGAUAGAUAUGGACGUGACUCAAAAAACAACAAGAAGCGUCAAGAAGAGGUGCAAGCAAGUCAGCACUUUUCGGCGACAGUUCGACAAGAUAGUAGGGAUGGCCGUUUUAUAGUGCGUUUACCGAUAAAGGGGGAGAUAGAAGACGUCGGUAACACUUUAGAUAUGGCUAGAGCUAGAUUUUUGAGUGUAGAGCAGAAAUUAGCUCGGAAUGAGACGUUGCGCGAGGAGUACGUAAAAUUCAUGAGAGAGUACUUAGAGAUGAAUCAUAUGGAAGAAGUAGUGGACGAACUUACCAUUCCAGAACGAGUUUGCUAUCUACCGCAUCAUGCGGUUGUCAAAUCCUCCAGCUUAACUACGAAGGUCAGGGUAGUGUUUGAUGCUUCCGCCAGAGGCACGAAAGGGAAGUCACUCAAUGACAUUCUAUUAUGUGGGCCAACUGUACAGGACGAUGUGUUUACCAUUCUAAGUCGGUUUCGAAAGCAUCAGUACGUGCUGAUGGCGGACGUCGAAAAAAUGUACCGCCAAGUCAAGAUGGAUCCCGAGGAUUGCGAUCUACAGAGGAUAGUAUGGCGUUUUUCCCCUAGUGAAGAGUUGCGAUCAUUUCGGUUACUAACUAUAACGUAUGGUACGGUUCCAGCAGCAUUUAUGGCAACACAAUGUCUGGUAAGGGUGGCAGAAGAUGCAAGGGAAAAGUACCCGUGGGCGUCCAGGUCUAUUAGAGAGGACUUUUACAUGGAUGACCUUAUGACGGGGCAUGAUACAGAAGAAGGUUGUGUGAAGUUGCAGCAGGAUAUUUCUACUAUUUUGGAUGCUGCAAAAUUACCCCUCCGAAAAUGGUGUUCCAAUUCGCAAUAUGUAAGACAGCAGAUUGGUAAAUGUAGUGAUGAUCCAUUGUUUUCAUUAGAAAUCGAUAAUGAUGAUACGGUGAAAUCGCUAGGCCUAUGCUGGAAGCCCAUGGCCGACGAAUUUCGAUUCAGUAUUACACCAAGUAUUUGCAUACGACCUAAAUUAACAAAGCGUAUGUUAUUGUCUGACCUUAAUCGUGUAUUCGAUCCUUUAGGGUUCCUCACGCCCGUUUUGAUAGUCGGAAAGAUUUUCUUACAGCAGUUAUGGCAAAUAAAGGCAGACUGGGACUGCGCUAUAUCUGAAGAGAUGCAAGGGAAGUGGACAUCGUUCUACGCUGGACUCGAAGAGCUAAAAGAAUUGGCCAUUCCUAGAGGAGUAUUGACAGCAAAAAAGAAAUAUUUUGAAGUCCAUGGAUUUUGUGACGCUUCACAAGUGGCUUAUGGUGCGUGUAUUUAUCUUCGCUCCGUGGGGCAGAAUGGUGUUUGGCAAGCACAUCUGUUAUGUUCAAAGAGCCGUGUAGCACCUCUGAAGGGCACAACUAUUCCAAGAUUGGAGUUGAACGGAGCGUUGUGUUUAGCUGAGUUGAUCCAGAAAGUUUCCAAGUCUUGGGACACGGAUUGUCUGUCAUGUAGAUUGUGGACAGAUUCUAUGGUGGUAUUAGGAUGGAUAAAUGCUCAAUCUAGUUGUUUGAAGACGUAUGUGUCUAAUAGAGUAAAUCAAAUCCUAGAAUUAACGGACACUAGACAAUGGAAUUACGUAAAUACGAAGGAUAAUCCAGCAGACGCUAUAUCACGGGGGAUUAGCGCACGAGCUUUAAUUACAUCGACGCUAUGGUGGAAAGGCCCGAGCUGGUUAAGGAUGGAAGAAAGUGCAUGGGUUCCAAGAGUACAACAAGUAUUGAAGGAACAAGAUCUACCGGAAAGAAGAGACGUAAGGCUAGCUAUGAUGGUAGCUAAGAACACGCACGCUAUCAUACAGCAUUACUCUGAUUGGAACAAAUUAAAGCGAGGAGUCUCCUGGCUUUUACGCUUUAUGGAGUAUUUGAAGGAUCGGAAAUCUGCAUCUCAGUUGCCGUAUCACUCUGUGAGCGAGCUAAAGCGAGCUGAAGGGUGGAUACUAAAAAGAGUUCAAAGUGAAAUGUUUUGUGCGGAAGUACACUCCUUCAUAGAAGGUAAGGAAAUAAGCGUGCGGAGCAAAUUAAGAAGCUUAAAUCCCUUUAUGAAGAAUGGAUUGAUUGUGGUUGGUGGUCGGUUGAAUAAUGCCGAGGCUCCUGAGACGUACAAGCAUCCGAUAGUGUUACCAGCUGAGCACAAGGUCACGCAGCUAAUCUUUAGGCAAAAGCAUGCGGAACAGUUACAUUGCGGUCCUCAAGCGUUGUUAGCUGAAGUACGGAGACAGUAUUGGCCGUUACGAGGGCGAGCGGUUGCUCGUUCUAUCGUAUUAAAAUGUGUAAGAUGCGUGCGCUCAAGACCACGGUUCACAGAGCCAAUUAUGGCUCCUCUGCCGAAGCAAAGGGUGCAAGGCACAUACCCAUUUGCUGUUACUGGGGUCGAUUUCGCCGGACCAUUAAUAAUUCGUAGUGGUGUUCGCCGGGUGGUGGGAAUUAAGGCAUGGAUAGCGGUGUUUGUGUGUUUUGUAACACGAGCCAUUCAAGUUUUUAAAUAUUAUAGGCUAUAUAUAGCUCAAAUAUAG
Aphis gossypii (cotton aphid) is the source of this 4437-nucleotide messenger RNA. RefSeq lists its product as uncharacterized. The coding region runs from base 1 to 4437 and encodes 1478 amino acids. Lineage: Eukaryota; Metazoa; Arthropoda; Insecta; Hemiptera; Aphididae. The transcript has a single exon. The record is from RefSeq and is a predicted model, not a curated record.